CUUUCCAAGUGACCGCCGAUAAUCCGGCAGGCAAGGGAAAUCUGGGAGGCUAUGUCGCUGGUGUACGCCUGUUGGCGACGUGUUGUGUCGUUCGCUACCCGUUUUUGAAGACGUGCAAAGUAAGGAAAGGCCCCAUGAAAUAACCAUGGGGGAGGCAACACAAGUCAGUUCACUGCCUUUGCCGCCAAUGCAGUAUGUUAGCCUCUACACAGAUGAAAAUGUGCAGCGUGGACGAGCUCCGUCGCCACCUCGACCACUGCAUGAAGGCUAUUCCAUGUUCGGUGCUCCAUUCCAUGGGGAUGAGCCGGUCAUCCGACCUUUGGAAAGCCAAGGGAUACGGCGACUGUACCCGCAAAACUACGAGCACAAGAAGGAGCUGAAGAAGCUGAAUCACUCCCUGCUGGUCAAUUUCCUUGACAUGGUGGACAUCUUGAUCCGCUGUCCCGACACCUCCAAGCGGCUCGAGAAGAAAGAGGACAUGAGCUUGCUUUUCAUCCACAUGCACCACCUGAUCAACGAGUACAGGCCCCACCAAGCGAGGGAGACGCUGCGAGUUUUGCUCGACAUGCAGAGGCGGCAGCGUCUAGACACAGCGCACAGAUUCCACAAGCACUUGGACAAGGUGCGCGAAAUCCUACAGAACACUGUGACGGUCCUCCCUGAACCUGAGCCGAGCACCACGUGGCAGCUGCCAGUUCAGAUCACAAAUUCAGUUGGAACCACCCAAGGACAGUCACCUGUGCAAGGACACUGUCUCAGCCAAGACCGUAUUAUGUGUGGAAUAGUGGAUGCUCUAUGACUGAGAUUGUACUUGCUGUGUGGACGCACAACGCACGAGACAAAAUGCCCUGAUUUUUUCAAAGCUUCAGGUUGAGCACUAUAUGGCACUACAGUAUCUUAUGCAUGCUGCAGUGGACAUAACACGCAAUAGUAAUUGCAUGUGCGUGCAGUUUAUUGCAAGCUGGAUAACGUGUAUAAAAUUGUCCAUGUUCAUUGUGGCCAUCAGAAAGCAGGGGAUUUAAUAAAUAUACAUCUGUAAUUGCUUGAUGCUGCUCUUGACAAA
Rhipicephalus microplus (southern cattle tick) is the source of this 1063-nucleotide messenger RNA. Its product is annotated as mediator of RNA polymerase II transcription subunit 7-like. Gene Ontology annotation, molecular function: transcription coregulator activity. Gene Ontology annotation, cellular component: core mediator complex; mediator complex. NCBI's taxonomy places the organism in Eukaryota, Metazoa, Arthropoda, Arachnida, Ixodida, Ixodidae. Gene Ontology annotation, biological process: regulation of transcription by RNA polymerase II. The record is from RefSeq and is a predicted model, not a curated record.